This is a messenger RNA of Dibothriocephalus latus, 297 nucleotides long. The record is from the annotation of a GenBank genome assembly. Lineage: Eukaryota; Metazoa; Platyhelminthes; Cestoda; Diphyllobothriidea; Diphyllobothriidae.
AUGUAUGUUAAAUUUGAUUUCAUGUACAAGUCAAAUUCAGAGGUUCUGGAACUGGCUUGUGCUGCUCGAGAAUCGCUUGCUUUCCGUGGGCUUGUUCAGUCACUCUCUGUUGUGCUGUCUUCGCCCAUGAACCUUACCCGACACAAGGUAUCGUCCUUCCUCAUAGUUCAUCAGUCGCGGGAACUGCUGCCCAAGGUCGAACGCGUUGCCCUAAAAGCAUUCAAGGCCGACCAGGCCAUCGUCAUCGUACCAGCCGACAAGGGGUGUUCCACCGUCGUAUUGAACAGAAUCGACUAA